GCAAGUUAAAGAUGGCUGAAGUGAUAGAACAGGAAACUCAACUGUGUGACAACUGCAAAAGAGAAAUUCCCAUGCCCAACUUUACCAUCCAUGAAAUUCACUGUCGACGAAACAUUGGCAUGUGCCACGCCUGCAAGGAGCCAGUCCCCAAGUCUGAAAUGAAAGCCCACAUGGAGCUGGAGCACAGCCAGGUGACCUGUAAGUGUAACAUGAAGAUGGAGAGGUGGCAGCUCACAAAUCAUGAGGCCCUCGAAUGCCCCUUGAGGCUUGCCGUCUGCCAGCACUGUGAGUUGGAGCUUGCGUUCCUCAAACUGAAGGACCACGAAGAUUACUGUGGGGCCCGCACUGAGCUCUGUGGCAAGUGUGGUAGGAAUGUUAUGGUGAAAGAUCUCAAGGCUCACCCUGAUGUGUGCGGGAGAGAGGCGAGAACCAUGCCUCCCCAUGGCUAUGAGAGUGAGGAGGAUGAGGAUGAGGAAGAUGACGACGAGGAGGAAGAGGAGGAUGGAGCGUGGUUCAUAGCACAGAACCUGCUGAGUCCUGAAAACCCCACCAGACCUGUGCGGAGGCUUUCGAGCUCCCUGGAGGAUCCCUUUUAUAGUCGCCUCAUAGCUGACCAGAUGGCAAGAAAUCCAGACCGAGGGGUUGGGUCAGCCAUGCAGCUGGACCAGAAUCAAGUGGAGAAACAGGAGAGGCACAUGGGGAGUAAAAGCCAGCUGUCCCCUCCAGUGUCCCCCCCAGAGGAAGAUGCCCAUUUGGACUACAUGCUGGCCCUGAGCCUGCAGAGCGAGAGUGGUGCCCCCAGCAGCACAGCUGCCCACCUCGAGGACUUCUGGAGAGCCGUGUGUGCUGAAGACCUUGGCCCGGCUGCCCGGCUGGGCCAGGCCCGGAACACUGACCUGCUCUACACUGAGCCUUUCCUAGCCACAGAUGGUGCAAAGGAGUCAAAGAGUAAUGAGACCAUGCUGCCCUGUGAGUUUUGUGAGGAGCUUUAUCCCGAAGAAGACCUGAUUCUUCAUCAGACGGGCUGUAACCCCACGAGUGCCCUGGCUUCAUUCAGUAAGAGAAGCUCUCCCCCAAGCCUGUCCCAGGACCGAGGGGACCGCGAGGACCGUGAAGAUCAGCUUCAGAGGUUCCUGGACCUGCCAGCCACACGGGCCGUGAACAGCAGGUUCCGCUCCCUGUUGGAUCUGCCAGCUGCACCCUCUGGCGAGAGCAGCAUCAUUAUUCCCUGUGAAUUCUGUGGCAUUCAGUUAGAAGAGGAAGUCCUUUUCCACCACCAGGACCAGUGUGACCUCCGCCCAGGCACCGGAGUACCCGCAGAAUGGCUGCUUCCUGCCUGCGAACCACUUCCUAAACAAGACAGCUUGCAGCCGGAGACAUCUCCCAAACUGCCCAGGCGGAGGAUCAGGCACCAAGGAGACUUGUCUUCUUGCUAUAUGGAUGACAUACGGCAGGAAGCAGCCGGCAAACCGACGUACCCCCUGCCCCCCAGCAGGUCCACGAGCAGCAUAGGGCUUGCCCGAAAUAGACUGCCUAAAGCCGUGUUGGCCCCUCGGUCUGGGGGACUGCCAAGCCCUCCCCGCGUGCUGAAGGCCAGCAACUUGGAGAGCCUGGAGACAAGAGGGCAGAGUCGCAGGAACCACAGCCCAGCCACGGGGCCCAUCCCUGUUGGGCGGCCUACUCCAAGUUUAUACCCUGAGAACUAUGUGCCCAGUUUCCCCCGGGUACCCCCAGUGAGACAUGGAUUAGGUGUAAGAAAUGAGGUUGGAAGGAACUCACGGAUCACCCCCACUUCUGCCAACUUCCGAAACAGGACCACUAAGACAAAAUCUCCCAAACCAGCGGCUGGCGAUGCUGAGGAAGAGGAGUAGCAGCCUUCGGGCUGGAGACGUUAGCUUGGUUUUUACCCUUCUAUGCAUAGCAGCGCCUGCCCUGGUGCCAGAGGCUGGCUCGCUGCGUGUUCCAACAGAGAACCUUGGAUGGAUUGUAAUUUUUCUAGGCAGCCAUCAUUUUCUAACUUUUUACAUUGUGAAGUGGUCAGAGUGGGGAGGAUUGUUGAGAGCCUGGGGAUCUGCCUGGGGGUUGGGGCCUUGGAGAGAGUGAGAAGCCCUGCGGUGAAAGGCUCCCCCUUCCCAUGACCCCUGGGUCACCGGGCAGUGUUGUGGGGGUGGAGGGUGGGCAGAGGCUCCUGGCCGUUCAUCUCCUUACUGCCUUCUGUGCUGUCUGUGAAGUCAUUCUCCUGUUGCCUGAGGGGAGCUCACUAGUGUUCUGGGGCUUUCCUGUAGCCAGCCAACCUGUAUGCUCCUGUUCUCUGUGCUAGCUUUGAAAUUCAUGUUCUGAACAUGAGACUUCCCUUGGGUCAGGGAAUUCCAGUGAGGGGGAUGUCGGGGUUUCAGCCAGAAGCGAGAAUCUUGAUGUUUUCACUUCAAGGUGCUGGACCUUGAGGACUGGCUCCAAGCUGCCAGCGCAGCUCCUUCCUGGGGCUUGAAGAGCACUGCCCUGGAGUUUUGGGGAGGCGGGGGGCAUUCAGGAAACCUUGUCAUUGGCUCCCUGGUAGGGCUGCUUGUCUGUGAAAAUCGCCUGUCUCACUGGGAGCCGCAGGGUGGAGCCAGGCCCCCCACGGGGUGUUUCCCCCCACCCCAAGCAGUUGUGCAGUUGGCUCUGAAAAUUUCAGAGUUUCAGAGUCCUUUGUUCUGGGUUUUUUUUUUUUUAAUUUUAAUUUUUUAAAGUUCCCUAUGACAAAAAUAAAAUUUGUACUUGGAGCACAGCC
Messenger RNA from Trichosurus vulpecula (common brushtail), 2770 nucleotides. It is a transcript of the gene TRAFD1, whose product is annotated as TRAF-type zinc finger domain containing 1. Bases 12 to 1871 code for a protein of 619 amino acids. NCBI's taxonomy places the organism in Eukaryota, Metazoa, Chordata, Mammalia, Diprotodontia, Phalangeridae. The record is from RefSeq and is a predicted model, not a curated record. The transcript is spliced from 11 exons.